AUGAAGCAGAGGAAGAAGCAUGAUGAAAGGAAUGGCGCAGCCGAGGGGGAUGCUAUGGAGGAUGUGAAUGGACAUGACGAGGAUGAAGAAGAUCUUCUUACCCAAACUAUGGUCUCGAGUCGAGAAUGGUUACGGCAAAGUUUAAAGCUUUAUGAACUGGUUGAAUAUGAGGAUGAAAGAUUGAAGGACCAUGCGAUGGAGUUGGUUGAGGAACUCGAUGCCAUUAUUGGGGAAGGGGGAGAGGAUGAGGUAGACGGGGGCGAGGAGGAGUGGAACGGCUUUGGAGAGGAAAGUGAGAAGGAGCAAGAAGAUGAGGAGAUGGAUGAAGGCUGA
Messenger RNA from Letharia columbiana, 333 nucleotides. RefSeq lists its product as uncharacterized. The record is from RefSeq and is a predicted model, not a curated record. Bases 1 to 333 code for a protein of 110 amino acids. The transcript has a single exon. NCBI's taxonomy places the organism in Eukaryota, Fungi, Ascomycota, Lecanoromycetes, Lecanorales, Parmeliaceae.